Molecule: messenger RNA, 935 nt
Organism: Balearica regulorum gibbericeps (East African grey crowned-crane)
Lineage: Eukaryota; Metazoa; Chordata; Aves; Gruiformes; Gruidae
Source: RefSeq, a predicted model, not a curated record
AUGAGGAGGUCAGGUGGAGAGAUGCUGGUGGUCUCCCAUGGCAGGGAGAAGGUGCAGGGCUCCAGGGAGCAGCCGGAGUGGACACGCGGGCAUCGCCUGCCUCAGCACCCCUGCCCCAGCGCUGCCAGGAGCCUCGGGGGCACAUCCAGCACCCGUCCUGACUGCACCGGCACCCAACCCGGACCUGGUGGCACCAUCAUGUCCCAGGCAGAAGGAGAUGAAACCUUUGAAUACUGCGAUGUGGUCAUCAACAGCCAGGAGAAGGUUUUGGAUGUGUACACGCAGCUGGAGAAACUGGGGGAGGGAAAAUUUGGCACAGUGUACCGGCUGCAGGAAAAAGCCACUGGCAAAAUCCGAGCUGGGAAAUAUUUCCGGACGCGGACAGCUAAAGAGAAGCAGGCAGCUCAGGCCGAGGUGGAGCUCAUGAACCUGCUGCAUCACCCGCGCCUCGUGCAGUGCCUCGCCGCCUUCCAGGGUCCCACCGAGCUGGUGAUGGUGAUGGAGUACGUGGCAGGCGGGGAGCUCUUUGAGCGCAUUGUGGACGAUGACUUUGAGCACACGGAGCCCAGCAGCACCCAGUACCUGCGGCAGAUCCUGGAGGGACUGCAGUUCAUCCACUGGCUCAAGAUCAUCGACUUCGGCUUGGCGCGGAAGCUGGCUCCAGACACCCCCGUGAAGGUGUUGCAUGGCACCCCUGAGUUCAUGGCUCCAGAAGUGGUCGCCUUUGAGCCCGUGGACUUCUUCACGGACAUGUGGAGUGUUGGUGUCAUCUGCUACAUCCUGCUGAGCGGGGAGUCCCCGUUCCAGGGUGACAAUGACAUGGAGACGCUGAGCAACAUCACAGCUGCCCGGUGGGACUUUGAGGAGGAGACCUUCUCAGAGAUCUCCCAGCAAGCCAAGGAAUUCAUCAGCCAACUGCUGCAGAAGGACCCACG